Leptidea sinapis is the source of this 1594-nucleotide messenger RNA. RefSeq names its product serine protease 40-like. The record is from RefSeq and is a predicted model, not a curated record. The transcript has 8 exons. Bases 53 to 1558 code for a protein of 501 amino acids. Gene Ontology annotation, molecular function: serine-type endopeptidase activity. NCBI's taxonomy places the organism in Eukaryota, Metazoa, Arthropoda, Insecta, Lepidoptera, Pieridae. Gene Ontology annotation, biological process: proteolysis.
CCCCAUAAACGUAGUGAAAACAUUUAAUAUACGAGGCGGAAUAGAAAUAUCGAUGUUUUAUAUUUACCUGUUGGUGAUAACUAAAAUUGUAAAAUGCGAUCAAAUAACAGUAGAUGACAUUGCCAAUGGUAUAAUUAAGAUUCUUGGGGCAGAUAAUAAUACCAAAUUAGAAGAAUUAAAAAGCAAACUGGAUAUUAUAAAAAAAUAUGUAACAGAUAAGGACAAAUAUACAGAACUGAUCCACAAUGAAACUACAACUCCCCACCUGAAUGAAACAAACUUUUUCAAUGCCUUAAACGAAUCUGACAAAUUUCAAUUUCUAAUGGAAAAUGAACCAAAAAGCUUAUACUUAAAAUUGAAGGAGAAAAUGAAUAGAGAUGACAUAAUGACGAUUCUUUCAAAUAAAACUGGAAGAAGAAUGAUGGAUGAAGAUGAAGAAGAUUUAAAUGAUGGAAUUCUCGAUGGUGUCGUUGAUAAGAUAAUAGCGGAGACACCGAGAGAUGAUCACACAUUUGACUUUAGAAAAGAGGAUAAUAAAUAUUGGGAUCCCCAAGGAGAGCUGGAAGAUCUCAAAGAGCAUCAUCAGCAUGACGGUCGUAGGAUAUUCAAAGGCGAGAGAACAACCAUUAAGCAUUACCCGUUUAUGGUGUCCAUACACGUAAUGGGAAGAUUUUGGUGCGGUGGCGCGAUUUACUGGCACGACUUGGUACUCACAUCAGCAUCUUGUUUGCAGCUGUUGCACAAUAACAGAUUUUUCCGUGAGAACCCUAAAGCAUUAUACGUGAGGAUUGGCAGCAACCAUAGCAGAAUUGGAGGUGAACCAAUCGAUGCUUUAGAAGUAUACUUCCACCCGGGCUACAACCCCCGAACCCUCCGACACAACAUUGCCAUCAUCAGGCUACGGCGACACCUGUUCUUCAACUACCACCGCAUCCCCAAGAUCAUCAGCAUCUCCCACAACAGCGGUGGUCUGGCUCCCACUUCUGAGAUCUUGGUGCUAGGAUGGGGAGUCACUAAGAUAUCACAAAGGUUGUCAUAUGAGCCGAUAUUCCUGAACAGAAAGUUUUUGCCCAUCUACCCCAACAUUUUCUGCAAGGAAAUUUAUGGAGAAAAGUUUAUAGCGUCGAGUAUGUUUUGCGCGGGAACUAUCACGACCGGUGAAGGAGCAUGUGAUCAUGACGCUGGCGGGCCAGCAGUGUUGGCGGGCCAGCUGGUGGGGAUCAUCUCGUAUGGCCCGGCAGUGUGCGGCCACCCUAACGCUCCCACUGUCUUCACUCUGGUCGGAGCUUAUGCCGACUGGAUCGAAAGUGUCAACGAAUCUAUGCCGGAUUACUACCGUGGCUUCAAGCGCACGACUACUACGGAAGCGUUCGUCGGCUUUGAUGACUACAGGGGGGGCAAGCAUCGGGAGCGUCCCAACUUCUCCGCCCUCACGGAGCCUCCCAGUGCCACCACUACUACCACCAGCUCACCUGAAACUCCUACAACUACAGCAUCGUCACUUAGGAAGAGAAAGAAGCUCAAGAAGGCUGCUGAGAGCUGGGACAUUUCCUUGUGAAUAAGCAUUUGAGAAUAACAUUAAUAAAAUACUUUU